GGCGUGUCCUCCGUCGCCAUGACGGCGGGGAAGGGGGGCGCGUCCUCUGUUGCUAUAGCGACGGGUAAACGGGCCGGCGGAGGCGUCCAAAAUGCCAGGCAGUGCGUGGUCCCUGGGUGGUUCCUCACAUGGUUCUUCUGUCCGUUCCCGCUCCCACUCUCACCCACGGUACAGAACUAAGGCUGUCAAAUCGGAGGUGGAUGAAAGUCUCUUCGGGCUUGCCAAGAAUGUCCGACUGUCCUGUUCUGGCAGUCCCCUUGUGGUCCUUCAAGAUAUCGCAACGGCAGGGAAAUCCCUGGGUUGGGGCCGCAAGCCGGAGAAAAUCCGCAUCAUCACGAGAGACCUCGUCCGGGACCUCGUAGUACCCGCCGUGGAUCCGUCAGGAGAGUCCCUCAUCAUCAGCCCUGAGGAAUUUGAGCGCAUCAAGAACGCAGCCCGUAUCCUGACCAAGGAAGAACGCGAAGCGCAACAAGUGGCCCUUAAGGCAGAGAGAGAAGCCAUCAUAGUUGCUGUGAACGAGCGAAAGAAAUCCAUGAAGCUCAAGGAGAUUUUGCGGAAGAAGAACGAGAAGUUGAACGAUCUAGAAGAGGAGGCCAAGGAACGGGCGCAGUACCUGCUGGAGAGAGCUGCCGACCUGCGCCUGGAGCAGGAAGACGAGAUCAAAACACUCAACAAGGUCAUCCUGGAAGCCAAGUGCCAUGCCAUCCGGGAUGCCCAGAUCCUGGAGAAAAAACAGAUUGAGAAGGAGCUGGGGGAGGAGGAGAAGAGGCUGGCCCACAUGAUGGAAGUAGAGAGACAGAAAGCAAACGAGAUGCAAGCGGAACUAGAACGGAAGAGGAAAGAGGAGUUGUUCAGGGGGAGGCGUCACAUCGUGGAGCAGAUAGAGAAGAACGAGGAAUCGCGGGCCAUGAAGGCUGAGCAACGAGACCAGGAGGCCCAAGAGAUGCUGGACUAUUUGGAGCGACUCCAGUUUGAAGACGAGAGGGAAAUGGAGCGCAAGCGGCUGGAACAGUUGAGGAUCCAGGCAGAGAUUAAGCGCAUUAACGAUGAGAAUCAGAAACGGAAAGAGGAGAUGAUGGAGCAUGAGAAGAUGGCGGACAGGCGGGUGCUGGAGUACCAGCAGAAAAAGAUGGAACGAGAGGCUGAGUUUGAGGCAGAGCAGGAGAGGAUCCGAAAGGAGAAGGAAAUGGAGACCGCUCGCCUACGGGCACUGCAGGAGAAAGCCCGGGAUCACCAAGCUGAGCAGGAUGCUCUGAGGGCCAAGAGGAACCAGGAAGCGGCGGAGCGGGAAUGGCGCCGGAAAGAGAAAGACGCGGCUCAGAAGAAAGCCCAGACGGAGGCCAUGCUGAAGCAGAGCCGCUUGGAGCAGGUGGCCCAGAAAGAACACAGCUUGGCUGUCCAAGUCCAGCGGGACCGGGCCGAGUUCGAAAGAAUUGUCAGGAUUCAGCGGGAGCAGAUAGAGAAGGAGCGGAAGGAGCUGGAGCGGCGCAUGGCUCUCCAGCGGACCCACGCCGACGAGAUCCGGCGCCAGGUGCGGGAGCAGCAGCAGAAGCAGAUCCUGGAGCGCACGGCCAUCUUCGAGGAGAGCAAGCGGCUCAAGGAGGAGGCGCGGCGACACAGCGAGCGGCUGAACGAGAUCACGCGGAAGAAGCUGGACGAACUCCGAGCGGCUGGCCUCCCGGAGAAGUACUGUACCCAAGUGGAGCGCAAAGCGUAUGGCCAGUCGGCCCCUCUGCGCAGCUGAAUGGAGGAGCGUCUUCCCCACGCAGACACGUCCUGUUGCCCAGAUCCUCUAUUUUCUUAUUUUUCUGAGAGUGUUUUAUGAAUAAAUC
Molecule: messenger RNA, 1832 nt
Organism: Pogona vitticeps (central bearded dragon)
Lineage: Eukaryota; Metazoa; Chordata; Lepidosauria; Squamata; Agamidae
Gene: CFAP45
Product: cilia and flagella associated protein 45
Source: RefSeq, a predicted model, not a curated record